GUUGUGGGAUAGGAGUGCGGGUAUCAAACACCUUAAAAUCAGUGUUGGCGCACAUAUCUCCACGCUUAACCUUUCCGUCCUCCAAUUUCACUUCUAGCCUGUUAAUGUCAGAUCCGGCAGCCACCAUCAGCUGCCAUGUGGUGGCGAUACCAUACCCCGGCAGAGGCCAUAUCAACCCCAUGAUGAACCUCUGCAAGCUCAUUGCUCUCCGCCGUCCUUCCGACUUCCUCGUCACCUUCGUCGUUACAGAAGAAUGGCUGGGCUUCAUCGGCUCCGAGCCAAAACCGACUAACAUCUGCUUCGCUACCAUCCCUAACGUCAUCCCUUCCGAGGUGAACCGAGCCGCCGACUUCCCUGGCUUCAUCAAUGCCACACAAACGAAAAUGGAGGAUCCGGUAGAGCAAUUACUCCGACAGAUGGAGGUUCCGGCGAGUGUCCUGUUAUACGAUACGUACCUUAUUUGGGUAAUUAAUCUCGGAAAUCGAAUGAAUAUUCCGGUGGCGUCAUUGUUUACGAUGUCGGCGACGGUGUUCUCCUUGACCUACUAUUAUGAUCUCCUCCUCAAAAACGGCCACGUCGGAGAUUAUUUCUCAGAAAAAGCUGAGGAAGAAGUUGAUUACAUACCUGGAGUUCGUCCAAUACGCGUGUCUGAUCUUGUGACAGGCUUCAAUGGCAAUGGCAAAGAAGUUUUGCCAGUAACUCUGCAAGCCAUUUCAAUGGCGACGAAAGCUCAGUUUCUUCUUUUUGUGUCGGUUUACGAGCUCGAAUCCCAAGUCAUCGAUGCCAUUAAAUCCGAGCUUUCGAUACCCAUAUACGCCAUUGGACCAGCAAUACCUUACUUCAAUUUGGACAACAUUGAAAAUGACCAAAAUACCCCUGAUUAUAUAAAAUGGCUAGACCAUCAACCCAAUGGUUCGGUGUUAUACAUCUCACAAGGAAGUUUUCUCUCGGUCUCGAAUGCCCAGUUGGAAGAAAUCAUUGGCGGUGUGCGCGACAGUGGUGUACGUUACAUGUGGAUUGCAAGGGGCGACGGAAUUUCUCGAUUUAAAAAUGGAAAUGACGAAAAUGCCCUUGUUAUACCUUGGUGUGACCAAUUAAGAGUGUUGUGCCAUGGUUCCAUAGGGGCAUUUUGGUCACAUUGUGGUUGGAAUUCGACGAAAGAAGGUGCUUUUUCGGGUGUGCCGAUGCUCACGUUUCCAAUAUUUUGGGAUCAAGUUCCGAAUAGUAAGAUGAUUGUGGAAGAUUGGAAGAUGGGAAAGAGGGUGAGGAUCGAAGAGGGUAAUUUGGUCACUCGAGAAGAAAUUGCUAAACUCGUUAAGUGUUUUAUGGAUGGGGAAAGUGAAGAGGGGAAAGAGAUGAGGCGAAGGGCAUUGGAAGUCAAAAAGAUUUCUCGACAAGCAAUCGAAGAAGAAGGCUCUGCUCAAAUUGAUAUUGAUUCUUUCAUCAACGACAUAUCAAAAAGUCACUAGAAUUGAUCAAUCAAUUAUUUCGGUUAUGAUUGUUAGGCCUAAAUUAGCUAGCGAAUGGUAGUAUCAUCAUCUUGUUGUAAGAGUAUCCACAACAUGACCACCGUUUAGAAAGAAAACAUUUUAAAAC
Molecule: messenger RNA, 1596 nt
Organism: Lactuca saligna
Lineage: Eukaryota; Viridiplantae; Streptophyta; Magnoliopsida; Asterales; Asteraceae
Source: the annotation of a GenBank genome assembly